Molecule: messenger RNA, 25079 nt
Organism: Porites lobata
Lineage: Eukaryota; Metazoa; Cnidaria; Anthozoa; Scleractinia; Poritidae
Source: the annotation of a GenBank genome assembly
AUGAGUACGAGUGAAUCAUGGUAUCUCUACGCACGGACUUUGCUAUAUGGCCUCUACUUUGUACAGUUCACAGCCAAGAGCCCAGACAAUCCACGACAGAUUGGCUACGACUACGGUUUCCUCGAGAUCGUUGAAGGUCCUUUGUAUGCCUAUAUAUCUCAAGGUUCUUAUGCUGUGUAUAUAGAAAAACGAAGCAUGACGCUUGACGGUUCAGACUCCUACGACCCUGACUUUUAUGAGACGCCAGGUAGGCCUGAGGAUACUAUUGAACGAAACUAACACACAAGAGAAGUACACGUUACCAAACACCGGGAAAUGGCUAGUACCUUACUCAUCUGCACAUCCAUUUCAUUCGUUCAGUGGACUAAACUAUUUUUGCCACCACAUAUAUACGGCGGAUCUGUCGUCAAAGGAGUGCUUUUGCACUCGCCUUGGCAGUAAAAUGAGGGGGCAGCCUUCGCUAGGCAGACAUCAAUAAUCAGGCACCCGUUAUGUCUCAUCUGGAGCCUAUCUUGACCUUAUCCAAUACCACAACGUCGGGCUUGUUGUGUUUAAUCUUGUUGUUAGUCUGUAUUUGGAAGUCCCAAAGCAGCUUAGCUUUAUGUUAGUGAAGUCAUACACUGGUUGUGGCUCAUGGUUGUAAUAUUUUUCAUCCCUGUCAUAAUCCGUCUUUUCCUUUCACUUUUUCAUCCUUCGGUUUUGUUUUCCCCUUUGGUUUUGCAUUAGCUCCCGUCUUUUUUUCUUGCCCUUUGGGUUCAGCUUUUUCCUUUCCUUCGGAGGACUUGUCUAAAACGGGUACUUUUAUUAACAGUUUCAUUCAUUUAUUAUUUCAUUCUAUUUCAACGCCGUAAAUCCCCCCAACUCCCGAAUCAAUGUUGUUUGAAGUAAAAGAAGACUUUAGGGUCUAAAAUCAUGAUUUUGGGGGAGAAGGGGGUAGGGGUACUCACGGGGAGGGGAUAGGUAUAUCCACUAUUCAAAAAGGGGCCAUUUUAUAGAAGUCUCUCAACACUUUUGUCCCUCAUUGUAGGUCCUAGUGAAUCACCUGCGUCAGCUUGUCGUGCCUCCAGCAUUAAUAUUGCUUUUGAGAAAGAUUCUUGCAUUCCGAUACGAUAUCCCUAAUUGUUUCAUCACUUCCUCCGCAAGUUCUACAAUUUGCUGACACAUUUUGCAUGGCAAUUAUCCUUUUUAUACUAUUAGUUCUUAAAGCUUGGUCUUGUGCUGCCAUAAUCAUGGUGUCUAAUUCUGCAGUCUGCCCUUUUUAAUUUCAGCCACUCCCACAUCUUUUUAUUUCUUACUUCCUUUGUGUUCCUCCAAAACUGCCCAUGAAGUUGUUUCUCCAAAAAGCGCUUGUCACGAGCUGCUCCUACGGAUACAAUCCCUAGUCAGAGUGCUUUGUUUAAGGCACGCCGUUGUCUUUUUAUGCCUUCCAAAAAGUCUUUAUGUCCUAUCUUAUGAUUUUCAACUGUGAGUUAGCGAUAUGACUAAGCUUUUUAACAGUAAAGAUCCCUGAUGUGCCCUGCACAGGUGAAGUUGUGAACUUAUCGCCAAGAAAACCUAAAAACCAUUUGACCUUUUUUGAAAUGCAUCGUCGCGAGAAGCUUCGAUAAUACAAACUUUUCUGAGAGAAAUUUUAAUUUGCAUGCUAAUAAAGUUAUACCCAUAAAUCCAUUAGGUCCCAUCGUUCAUGGUUUACACCUUUCAAUCGACACCUUUUUUUCUUUUUUAAUCAGGUGUAUGCCGGAAGUCUCAGUCUUUUGCGUAUGAUCGAUUGUAGGGGGUGCCCGCGGCGAACCACAUUAGGUCAACCCUCCUAAACGGCUUUGUUUGUGUCUCCACGAUUAUGUAAUACGAGUAUUAAAUAAUUUCUUUUGCGUACCUUCUUGCUUCUUUACCAAUUAGAGAAUCUGUGUUGAAGGUUAGAAUACUAAAAAUUAUAUCACUACUUCCCCGCCUCAUAAUCAAAUAUCCCCUGUAAUUUUUAAUUGAUAAUGCAAAAUACAGAACACUAGACUGCGUCUAGAAGUUUUGGAUAAAAACUUUUGUUUUUGUUUUUGUUCUGUUUUGUUUUGUUGUUGUUGUUUUCCUUAAUUGAGCCAGCCUCGAGUGGCUUGAGGAUAUCUGCGGGACUUGAAGUAUCGUGCCUCUGUGUUAAUAGGGCAAUAAAUUUUGUCAGUCAGUUGUUUGUCGUCGCUGUUUGUCUAAUGGCAACAGUUUUUUCACAGGUAAUUAUGACAACAUGAAGUUCACCUGGGUUUGCUGGAAAAGUGGCGACUCGUCCCCGGAUUUGGACGAUCUCGGUAUUCUAAACGAGGUGUACCCCGACGGAUCGAACCCCACAGCCCCAGACGGAAGUAAGGUGGGGAGAUUUAUUAUCUAAAAUAUCUAGCCAAUUUUUUUCUUUUUUUUUUUUUAAACGAACCUAACGAAAUUUCCAGUCAGUUGGGUGGAAACGGGCCAAAAGGCAAGUUUUUUUUUCACUAGCGAAUCGCCAAGAAAAGGAAAAAAAAAAAAGAAGAAAAAAGAGCGGGGAGGAACAAAGGAGGAGAAGACAAAAAACAGUUGUUGCACUCUUAGAUUUAUAUAAUAGCUACUUUCUGAAGUAAUGGAACUUUCCUUAUAAACAAGGAAGAAACUGAAUUCCUCGUGAAAAAUGGACCUGAGUCGAUAAAUUAAAAACCAAUAACUGUUUUGCGGAAAACUUAAAAAAGAACACGUGACCUCGACGAAUUACAAAGUACAAAAGGUUUUGAGGUUAAGAGUCGACAUUUCUAAGAGUUUUGUUACUUGAAAAACCUUUAUAAAAAUGCUCAAUCAAAGUUGUUGUUGUUUUUUUUUCAUUAAUCGAUUUCUAAUUAAUUCUUAUUCAUUUUUCCCCACAAGAUUUGUAACGAUUAUAGCAAAUGAUGUUAACUGCUGAUACUUUUAAAACCUUUCGGCUACAAGACUUUAUGAAAAAGUAUCACCGUUUAUCUUCAACUGUUAAACAAUUUGAAAAUGUCUGUAAAAACCUUUCAUGAUAGUCGAUGGAAGUUUCCAAUUUCAUUCUGUUUCUGAUAGCGCGUUUUCUUUUUUCGACCCUGCUGUUUCUCUUUUUUGUUAAAGGGCUCAACAUUUCACAUGUAAAGGAAAUGGUGGUCUGUGUGUAAAGAAGUCAUAAUCAUUAGCAUUUUCAUCAGCUAAGUCAUAUCACAUUUUUAUUGUCAUCAUUAUAUACUUCUAUAUACUCGUCACCAUUAUCGUAAUCAUUUUUCUCAUAGUCUUCAACCUUUUGAUCACCAUCCUCAACUUCAUCAUCAUCAUCAUCAUCAUCAUCACCACCACCACCACCACCACCACCAUCAUCAUCAUCAUCACCAUCAUCAUCACCACCAUCAUCACCACCACCACCACCAUCAUCAUCAUCAUCAUCACCACCAUCACCACCACCACCACCACCACCAUCAUCACCACCAUCAUCACCAUCAUCAGCACCACCACCACCACCACCACCACCACCAUCAUCAUCUUCAUCAUCACCACCACCACCACCACCACCAUCAUCAUCAUCAUCAUCAUCAUCAUUUGCCAAAGAUGCCAAGAAAUCAAUAUUUUUUUUUCAGGUUUUUAACCAUCCUGGUGGAGGAUGCUUUAAUACGGGACCUGGAAAGAUAUCAGCCGGUAGCAGCAUUUCCAUAACAUUUGACAAUAGUCUUAUGCUCCUGGGAUACACAUAUUAUAUGGAACUGGUGGUACAAAAGGGACAUCGGAAGGGCAAUUACAGACAAAAAAUUGCUGUUGCCAAAGCUCCACCAAAAUUUAAUAUCAGGUAAGGCAGGUAAUAAACAAACAAUUUUUCUUUCGUAAACGGUUUUUGCAAUUUUUAAGACACAGCAAAUUUUUGAACUGUUUUUUAAAGGUGUUUUCAUCAUCAAUAAAGAACUUAAUGGAAACACAAAUUACGGUUAAGGGUUCUCUAAACUGACAUCUCCUGAGAGAAUAUUUUUAAGACCGAUAAGGCUUCCAGCUUGAAAGGCCAAAUCAGAUGACCCUUUCCUCAAAUUGAUUGCUAAAAUCUCAACUGCUUGCCAUAAAUCCCAAUCUACAACAGAUAUAUGACCAUAUAUGUUCCUGAAAAGCCCCUUUGAAUGUAAAACAACUAAGGUCAGAGCCGGGUAAAGGGUAAAGUUCUUUUUCCUUAAGCGGAAGGCGUGCUUAUUUUCCCCCUCCCCCUUUUGAUAAUUGUUCCGUUUUAAGAGUAUUUGAAAGUUGUUAAACCAACAGUGAUAGGGUGGAACGCACAACGAAGAUUUGAAGUCACACCGGGGAAUUAAACUCAAGACUACUGGCGCAAACCCUGAGAUAAGGGGGAGGGGGGGGGUCUCCAAAAAAACUGUUUUCGGCCCUUCAGGUCUCAGUUUGGUUUAAAAAUAAGGGGCCCGGGCCCCCGGGCUCCCCAGCCCCCUCCCCUGGGUCUGCCACUGGCGAGUGAUUACACGAAGUUACUACAAACUGUGCAAAAGCCGGUUUUUGCUUUCAUACCCACCCUUCGGCCAGCUCAAGGAAAUUUAUGUGUCGAAAGCUAUCUUCGAGGGGGUAGUCAAUAUUCUUAAGUGUUUAUCGUGAAGUUAUAAAUCGACUAAAACAUUAGAAUUCUCGAAAAGUUGUACUUUUUAACAAAUCAAAAUUUAGCAAAUAAGGUCACGUGACUUUGUAAGGCCACAAACUCCAAAAAAAUGCUUUAAGCAAAAAUGGCAACGGUUUGUAGUAGAGUCUAUUUCACUUAAUCGGCAAAAGAGAAUUUAAAGUGCAAGGAACUCUAAAACUGUGCAUGACAACAUAUGAAUUUGUAAAUACUUUUGAAAAUAAACGGUUUUCGUCACUAGUACCCAUUCCCCCAUUAUAACUGAUUCAUUUUACCGGAUCUUUCCUUUAGAAUAUCUUUACAUUACCAAGCACAGAUUGGGGCAAAUAAUAUUCCUAUAUGGCCUUAAAUCUAUGCGACCAGUAGAAAAACAUGAAAGUGUGCUGUGCAUGAGGAGGUCACGUGGCCUCAUUUGCAUUUUUGAGCUUGCCAAAUUGUUUCAAGGUAACAUUGUAUAUGUGAUAUCUGACAAAGUUUCUAGUUGAUAAAACAAAAGUUUCGAAAGACAGACAACCCCUUCACUUUUUCACUCAACAACUUGGGGCCAGUGAGAGGGAUGCAUCAAAACCUCUUUUUUAUGUUACAGCUGCUUUUCAAACUGUCAACCGAAUGCCAUCAUAAGCCAGCGCAUAGGCCUGGAAGCGUACUGUGUUGGACCAGACUGCUCAAGAACACUAUACUUCAAAUGGUUUAUGUACGAGAGUGACAAGACAUUCCCGGGACCGGAAGGUAUGAUAGAAUACCAUAAUAGAGAAGAAAAGUGUGACGUCACGUUACCAUGGUAGCAAAAUUUCUGGAUCUCAACACUCUCUCUUAACAGAAGCGGUCAUUUGCUUUGUCGACGGAUGCAAUAGCCUGGAAAACAGACGUUUCGCCUUGCUCAUCGCCGCUGGGGGACGUUUCGCGAGGAGGAACGUCUGGGACUCAGUGACAGAAAUUCCAUACUGAUGACGUAAAAUCUGUCCGGAAUCCGGUCAUAGGCGCUGAUUGGACGACGGAGUAGUUACAUUGUUUUAGCUAUUGUUCACCAAUGACAGACAAAAGACAAAAUUAAAGGCUACGAAGGUCAAAUGUAAACGCAGUGAAUCUAUAACAAAACAGUAAAUAUUGUGAAAUAUAUUCUUCUCUACAAGAAGCAAUUAAGUUUUGCUAGGGCUCGUUCGCAGAUGAACACAACACUUUACCAAAAUCCACCAAAAUUGAACAAAUUUGCAUUUGGAACCCCAUGACUACCGGAUUUAUUAUGUAAACAUUGAUAUACGUCAUCAGUAUGGAAUUUCUGUCACUGAGUCGUAGACGUUCCUCCUCGCGAAACGUCCCCCAGCGGCGAUGGACGAGGCGAAACGUUUGUUUUCGCAAGCUACGGAUGCAAGGAAAGUGCGGGCUACUGUUUUGUUCCUGAGUGUAAUGGUGCACAGUAAAGUCGUUUUUUUUGUGUGUGAGUGUGCGUGUGGUUGCUUUUUUGUUUGUUUUUAUUUUGCCAUAUUUGCAGGACCAAGGUUUGUUGAGAUUUACAAAUUUUGCUACCAUGGCAGCUUAACAUAUCGAAAAAUUAUUCUCUCUUUCGAGGAAAAAUUAAAGAAUAAUUUGUCACCCACGAUCUGGCAAAUGAAUAUUUUAUGUCUUAUUGUUUGGAUAAUUAUUACCUUCUAUCCCCAAUUUGGUCAGUUCAAGCUAGUAAUGACGAAUUGGCCGGGGGAUUUGAGCCAAUCAGGAGCGACGAAAAAUGUUUGAUGAAUAAUGAUUAGCGUUAUUGACAUUCAGUUUUAAUAUUGAUAACAGUUGAAAUUCCCGUCAGUAGUCAUCCAAAAUGCAAAGCACUGGUGGUCGAUUAGAGGAGGUGGUCGCACUCGAGGGUUUCUAACUAUAGUUUAUGACAAAGAAAACAAGUUUUGAUAAUAAUGAGGUUUGACUGCAACUAUUGUUAUUAUUUUUGUUUUCAUCGUAGGAAUUAGAAAUGUUGAUAAAGAAAGACUUGAUUUUUUUCCUAACCAACAGAUUACAACGCGACAAAAAACUUUUACAGUAACUUAUUGACAACCUCCACCUCUUCAUCGAUGCUGCUACAGGAAAACUUUCUCCAAGAGAAAAAAAGCUAUAUGGUAAAAUUUAGAGUGACUACUGAAUACGACGCCAAAGAGUUCACAUACUACUAUUUCGGCACGAACACCCCACCUGAAGGGGGUACUUGUGAGAUAGACAGAGAAACAGGAAAAGCCGCCCUUGAUCAGUUUGAUUUGGCUUGUACCAACUGGACAGAUAAGGACGAGCCACUGGUAUACCAAGUGAACAUACCGUCGAAAAAUGAAGGUAGCGGAUACAUCGUCUUGGCUGUGUUUAAUACAAGUUCGACAAACUUACGUCUACCGGUUGGAGAUGAGAUGGAUUUAUAUAACCUACAUUUAGAUGUGUAUAUCAUUGAUUUACUUGGUGCAAAGGCGAAAGUCAACCUUACAGUGAUUGUAAGUAUGUAGCACUGCCCUAACCUGCAGGCCUUGCGACGUGGGAUCAAUUUAGGUUUCUGGGAAACUGCCCACCUAUCCCUCCCCUAACCCAACAUUUUUCCCUCAGUGAGAAGUAAGUGUUAAUGUUGACUUAGGGGAGGGGUAGGUGAGCAGUUUCCCAGAAAGCUAAAUUGAUAGGCUUGGAACAGACCACCCGGCCUGCGAGCAAAGCCUCUUUUUGUCUUCUUGCAUGAGGAGGAGAAAAGGAGGCUCUGCGCAUGCCUGCAUGGCGUCGAGCCUUUGAUGUCACCGCAGCCCCCACUUCUGAACUAGACAAUCUUGUUUUCUCUCGUCAAACAGGUUUACCCGAGUGCUACCAUCCGUUAAUCUAUAAACCGAUGCUCAUAUCCGAACCCGCUGUACCAAACACACGGCUACUAGGCCUGAGCUCGAGACCGUAUCCUAACAGCAUGUCGCGCAUGCUCAACAAAACUCUUUCUCAAUUCAAGCAAAGUCUUUCUCGAAUACGCCAAAAUCGAGCAAGCGAAAUCAAGGCUCUGCUGGAAGGCUUGGAACAGACACCACAACAUUACAAUGGGCGUCACGUUGUAUCUUCGGUCGAGUACUUUAUUAGACUAAGUGAGAUGUAAUUAAAUUAAUUUAUUUUUUAGGCUUAUUGUUGAUGUUGUAAUUCAAUUCAACCUUUGCUGUACUGAAACUUAAUGAACUUACAACCUCUCUAGUCUUCAUAACCAAAGAAAGAAUCUUGAAUAUUUUGGAUUUGAGUGAAAAUAUUUCAUAAAUUCCAUAUUUGAUGACGACUAUGACGUUCUCUUACUUACACGCAUCACUUUUUGCGAAGAUGUCAGGUUCAGGUUUUGGACACUUUUCUAUACGGCGCUAAUGAAUUUUAUUCGAAAAUGGUUUUUACUGUUUAUUCUAGACUAGUAAUAUAAGAAUUGCAGUAUAAGUUUACUGUGCAGAGGGUCAACGAGGCAUCGUUUUUUGAAGUGACAACUUCAAGAAGUUGCGAGGACGUCAGUGGGUUUCAUAAUGUUACGUUUGGCCCGGGUGGUAAGGCAAUAAUAUACUGCUCAGUAUAUUAUUACUGGUUUCAACCUUUGAAAGCUUUCUAGGCUUUAAUUUCGGGAGUUUUUCUCCCGUUUGUCGGCCAUUUUUUUAAGCGGGUGCGGGAACGUAAAGUAAAAUUACGUCACGUUGUAUACAAAGUUUGAUUGGUCAGUUAUCUCUUCUUCUCGUUCCAAAUAUGGUACUUUUCAAAAUGAAUAAUCACGAGCAUCGGACAAAGCAAACAUAAGAGAGUUACACGUUUCAACCCCUUAUGAGUUUCUGGUCUUAUAGACUGUUUUCACUCACUGGCCAGCAUCUAUGCAAAUUUAGUAUGACAAAAGAAAGCGUUUGCAUAAGAAAAGAGUUCACCUCCCACAGGACUGGUUUGGGACACCAACAUGGCCACUGUUUCAUUGUUUUGGGACACCAAUAUGGCCGCCCUGACGUCAUGGGAAAGCACUCUAUAAUCCGACAGUAUCGUCUUAAGAUGAAAAGUUCUAGAAUAAACAAACUCGACUGCGAUUUCAUGUUGACAAAUUGUUUCACUUGUUUGCCCCCUGAGAAACCGCGUCACAUAUGGUCUAUUGCUAAUUAGCUUUCUGUUACGAUAUAUCACUUCUGAUUACGAUCCAAGCAAAAGGAAAUCCAAAGCUUCGAGUAAUUCCCCUCUCUAGAAACUAUAAGGGGCAAUUGAUACAAGCUUUUGGUGCACCGAUUUCUAUGAUCGUUUGGGUGGACAAGUGUUAGUUAUGACUGGUCGAUGACAUUCAUCAGGGGCGGAACUAGGUGGAGGGUACAGGGGGUGUGCACGAUCUAGGUGGAGGGUGCAGGGGGUGUGCACCCCCCCCCCCCCCCCCGCUGAGAUGACCUGCGGUUUUCUAAUACAACUGGUAUUCUGCAAAAAAAAAACUAUGCGGUUUAUUGCUGUUGAAGUAGAGCAAGAGACGAGUGCACCCCCUCCUAAAUGGAUCCGCCCCUGUUCAUGGCAACCUUCAACCCAUCAUAACUAACGCUUGUCAACCGAACUAUCCCAGAAAUGUUCCGCCGGAAACUUGUACCCAUUCCCCUAAUAGGAGUGUAGUCUCUAUCGCAGCCAUUUUUAUUGUCGGCACGCAACGCUCCCAGGGACGUGACGACACUGAAAGAGACUAUCUGGAGUGGGGAAUGUGACUGAACAAUGCCUUACAGGUAUAUCCACCAUCAGUAUCUGAACUGGAUAAGGAGCUGGCGGAACUUGUUCGUGAAAAUGGUGCUCUUAAUGGUUAUGUCGAAGCAAAGGAUCAACAAAGAGCCGCCCAACUGAGCAUUAGCGUGUUAAGUACCUUGGACUUUCUGCAGGAAUCAAACAACACAGACGUAAGCAAACUAAGGUUUCAGAAAUAUCGGGCACCAAUAAUAUAUAACAUGUAUAUAUUUUUAGUUUUAUUAUGGCCUUCUUACAUCUUUUCCGGCUAAGGGGGUCACCCUUCAAGCCAAGCAAUUUGCCAUGUCAAAGAUUCGCCGACUGAGUUUGGUGAGAAAAAUGUAGGGAAAGUGGGCUUACCCAGGAUAGCUCGUUUAGGCAGCUGACCCUUCUAGGUGGGACAGUUUUUUUCCAUAUAAAUGGGGCCUGAAAUGAGAAAUCAAGCAUUCAAUUUGAAAAUGUCUGUUCAAACUCCUUAGACCAACUCCAUGUAAAUAGGGUAGUACUAGGCGCUUCAGUAAUUUUUUUUUUGUUUGUUUUUGCUGAAUUUUCAGGUACAUUUUGCACUCUAUGGCCAAGACAAUUACGUUUUUGAAAGGGAAUUUAUGUAUUUUUAAAUGUUUCAUAGACGUUUUAUAAAUUUUUCUCUUCGACGCUAAAGAAAAAUUACAAAAUGUGCCCCGAUUUGAGAUGGAUUUUGUGUUGAAUUUUGCCAUGUGCUCAGUCGAUUUCACUUGCGUUAACGGAUCCACGAUCCAGAUAGUGUUUCCCGAAUUGCUUUAAAGGAUUAACUUUUUGGAUUUUGAAUAAAAAAUUUCAAGAAACGGCUUCCCUGUCUAUUUGUUUUGACUUUGUUCAUUCAUGAAAUUAGCUCAAAACACGAUCAUGACCACAUCCAAUCUGAAUUUAAGCUUAAAGUGACAAGAAUGAGUUAAAUCCUUCUCACAUUACUUACACUCAUCACUUUUUGCGAAGAUGUCAGGUUCAGGUUUUGGACACUUUUCUAUACGGCGCUAAUGAAUUUUAUUCGAAAAUGGUUUUUACUGUUUAUUCUAGACUAGUAAUAUAAGAAUUGCAGUAUAGCUCGUUUAGGCGGCUGACCCUUCUAGGUGGGACAAUUUUUUUCCAUAUAAAUGGGGCCUGAAAUGAGAAAUCAAGCAUUCAAUUUGAAAAUGUCUGUUCAAACUCCUUAGACCAACUCCAUGUAAAUAGGGUAGUACUGGGCACUUCAGUAAUUUUUGGUUUUUUAUUGUUUCUGUUUUGUUUUUUGUCUAGUUUUUGUUUUAUUUCCAACUCAUUACCAUAUUGCUUUUCAGAUCCGACAAAAUAUUAUCAACAGUAUAACACAGUUAAAGAUCAAUGACACUGAAAGUGUAAAUCAGAUAGCCAGCGUCUUAGUGGAGGCAACUAAAGUAGAAGGGGAGAUAACCCCUCAGUCUGGGGUAAGUGUACAUGUGUGUGGAGAAAUGAGCUUUUGGACAAGACAGGAUAAAGGGGACAGAGAAGGCAUCCUCCAUACACACCCUAUUCCAUAGGUAAUUCGUCUCGCGUUAUUUUUAAGACCACAGAUCCCAAGGUGGAUUAGACAACAGCCAAUCACAUAGCGCGAAUGUGUUCCGCGUACAGAGCCACGCGUCCUUCACGAAUUGAGGCAGAAAAAAAUGGCGGAAGACGCGGAGAGCAAUAUUGCUUAUCGUUUUGUCGACGAAAACGACUAAAGAGAGAUUUCUGCUAAAGCUGUGUCAGCGAAACGUAAAUUAAAAAAAGAAUCGCCCUCCCUCUCUUGUAUAGAGCUAACAGUACAGAAGGGAAAUCCUUAACACAGUGAAUAUUCUCUCAGAAUCAUUUAUAAUUUACAGUUUGAAGAGAACAAUUUCUGGUUUGAUAUUUAUUCGUUUGUUAGUCUUUUAUUAUUCAACAAAAAUAACACUUGGCGUCCUAUAAUAACAAUAAUUUAAUAACUUGUAGAGCGCUAUUUACAUUCACUGAUAAACAGCGCUUAACAACCUUAAAAAAACUACAAUAAAAUUCAGAUUUGUAAAACUAAUUACAUGUACAUAAAUAUUACUUGCUACUUGCUUUAUUGUACAAACGACCGGUUUCAAUAAACCUGCGAAAUUUCUCAUUUUGUUAAAGCACUGAGGUUACGAUAACUUCGAGUUAACUGAUUUCACGGGUUGUCAAAGAGUCGAGCGAUUCCCCUUUCCCAGGUGAACGCCGACUCAUUUCCCUUCAAUAUUCAGAAAUGCUGUCAAUCUGUUUACGCGCUUUCAUUGCCUUUCGCCCGACGUGUUUUGCAUGGCGUUUAGUCAUGCGAAACCUCCACGAAACAUCCACGCAGCGCGCGAGGUAACUUUAUUCCGAUUCUAAAAAUAACUCGAGACGAAUUACCUAUGGAAUAGGGUGUGUAUGGGGGAUGCCUUCUCUGACCCCUUUAUCCUCUCUUGGUACACCCCAAUAGAACGGCAGCUAAAUCCCUGUUGAAACAUACGGCCAUUUGAAUGAAAACCUCAUGUUCUUUGAGACUAUCGUUACUACGGAGACCCCAAAAGUACGACAGCUGAAUCUCCGGCAAAAAGUAUUAACAUUUCACUGAAAACUUAUUUCAGACCCUCGCUGCUGCGGACAACCCGAUAAUACGAAAGCUUCUGAAUACCCGUAUCGAAACGUACAGACACCUAGCGGAUUUUUCAACAUUAACACAAGAAUAACAAUUUUAUCAUCAUUCAAUUUUAUCAUGUUAUUUGAAUUUACUAUGUUUCCGUUGGUAAUCAAUCGAAAUUGUUGUAAACGUAGACAUCUAUCACCCCUCUAUUGCAAUUAAAAUACUCUGAAAUACUUAAAAGUUUAGUUUCUUCACUUGAACACUUAGAGAUGGGAAUAAUUUAAGUGGUUCUGUGAUUGGAUUUGAAUCACAUGAUGACUUCCAACGAGCCGUAAAUAAUUUAGCUAUCUAACUUGUUAUAUAAUUACGACAAGAGUAUAAACGAUGGUUUAUAGUAUUAUUUUUAUCUGUUUGAUUGCUAUUUAGCAAGUCAAUGCUGUGAGCUCUAGCUACACAUAUCUAUGUAAUGGGAAACCCUUAUAGUUUAAAGUUGUUAAACAAUAAAAAUGCAGGCAACGUAAAUUUUAGCCUUGAUCUAGUUUACUUUUACCCAGUUUGAUUUAUGCUUAAAAUUAAGAGGAUUUCUUAAGUGGUUACAGAAUGAUAAGUUAACUAAGGGAUAGUUUAUUGUGAUGUAAUAUCAGGUAUAUAUCACGAAUAUUCACCUAUUAUUAGUUGUUCAGAAUACCUUUACAAGUUCGAUGCACAAAAUAUUCAUCAAAAUAAACCUUCUCCUCUUAAACAAAUAUGUUAUGCUUUGGUACAUUUUUGCGACUUCCACGACAACCCUUUUAUUGUAAAAGAAUGUUCGAUAAGUUCCCAUCUCAACUAAUCCAGAAUCCAAGUUGCACUGACAAGGAAUCCGGAAUCUGGUAACUGAAAUCUGGAAUCGACAGCCUGGAACACAGAAUGCAAGACUGCCUUGGAUUACCUUACAUAGGGCGACACAAUGAUAUAAUCGUCCUUAUCACACAGUUGUCACUUGACUUAUUACAAAGAGCAAACUACAACGACCAUUUCUUUCUAGUUGCAGUCCUUAGGAUCAUGCGAAAACAUGUCGGCUAUUUUGUCACAAGAAGAAAAUAACACAGCAACCACAGACUUAGUGGAAAACGCUGGUAAGCAGAUUGUUGCUGUGACUGGCAAUGUACUUGGUGGGGCAGUCUAUACCCACACAGAGAAUGCUACUGCGGUGAGUAAAAAAAGCUUGCUUUAUUGAUGUGUCAAUGUAUUAUUAUUAUUACCAAAUUGAUUCAGACACCGCUCUUUUGCGUACUUGAUUCAUCAGUUAGGUUCGGCACAUGAGUGGAGCGGCGUCUGAUCUGGGCCUUUUUAACAUGGCAAAAUGACUAUUCGAUCCCUGACUCCGAUAACUCGAACCCUCGAUAACUUGAACCGUGUUUUUCGUUUCUCCCAGAGUUCAAGUUACCGAGGUUCUGCUGUAAAUUUAAUUAAUUCAAAAUGGCGGAUCCAAGAUUUUAUUAUUUUUUGCUUUGAGGGGAAAAAUUGAUGGAAUUUGGAUUGUGUCAAUCAAAUUACGCCCAGAAGUUGGACACGAUGAGUAAAUCGUUCUGUGUAAUUUUGGUAGCCGUAUCCGCAUGGGCGGUUUGAAGUUGGGUAUAUUCACUGUUUAUAGUUGUUUCGGAUAACACGCGACCAGCGAUGUCAAAAAGUUUGUCUUUGGAUUUUGGGUUUUUCUACGACCUCAAUCAAAUUAAACCUUUCGGCUCGGCGCUUUCUCGCCUUCACAUCUUAGCGGACCUCUUAGGAAACAGAAGUUUACUUCAACAGGCCCAGAAGGUCAUGAAUUGUGAUUGGUGGACUUCGAUCCGUUUCGUGUGUUUCUGUAUUUUAAGGUUCGUUGCUUUUGAACUCCAGAGUUCGGUCGCGUGUUUUUGAAAAGCGCAGUAAGUUUUUCCUUAGCUCUAAGUUUUUUUAUCUUCUUAUUGAAACAUGGCAAAUUUAGAUUCCCAAGGUGAAAUCGUUCUUAUAGAACCUCCUAAUCCAGAAGAAACACAGAUAUGGGAGGGUGAAAACGAAUCGGUACGUUCCCGCCAACAUAUAUUUUUGCAGCUUAUACGGGGAGGCUCCUCCCUGUGGUCCAGCCACUUACCCUUUUAUAUACCAUUUUUACGAAAAAAAAGUAUCCCUUUCGUAUACCUCUAUUGACAAAUAGUAGCCCUUCCACGUACCUUGUUUAGAACUUUGCAUCCCCUUUAACUGCUGUAAAUACAUUGUCUCUAAAAUUGAAAUCAAUCACAAAAAUAGAACGUUUUAUUGACUUUAUAAAUGAUAAAAUUCAUCUGUUAGUCCUUUGGGCCCUUUUACAGACCCAAAUGACAGAUCUCCCUUCCCUUUUAUAUACUUCAACUAGUGAAAUCCCUACCCUUUCAUAUACCUGAAGCAUGAAAAAGGUACCCCUUCCGGGGAGGAGCCUCCCCGUACAGGCCAUCAUAUGGAGUAACCCCCGGGGCUUUAUUGGGCAAACAAGGAUUGGAUACUAUGGUAAAGGUUUGAUUGACUUCGAAGAAAAACCCAAAACCCAGGAACGUUUUUGACAACGCAGGUCGCGAGCAAUCCGGAAAAGCUGUAAAAGUCUGAAAACAACUGUUACACUUUUUAAAUACCCUGGGAAAAGUUUUAUCCAAUCGACCCCAGUUGUUAAAACAUCUCCUUCUUCUCUUAUUUCUACAGCUUGAGGACCUCGCCAAGAAGGCCUUAAACCUUUCCGAAACUAUAGGAAGAUACUUCCUCAGGCGUCUAUUACCAGGAAGGAAACCGAUGGAAUUUCGAAGCAAACAUCUCAGUAUGCAGCUUGCCAAGCUUCUUGUGGGUGGCGAAGAUAACAAGACUCGGGAUAUGGGCAUCAAUGGUGGGUCAUUCCAAUUACCGGAUCUUCCCUUCUUGUCUGAUUCGACUCAUACAUACCUUGACAGAAGUGUAAGUAAGCAGGCAGUACGUAGUAGAAGAUGUUGUCAUUGUUGUUGUUCUUUUCAUUGUUUUAAUUGGAAUUUCGAAUUUUUUGGCAUUAAUUAAAAGGAAACGGCCGCCAAUGCUCGCAGCGCGCAAUGCUUACUGAGAAAAGGAACUUGGUCUUUAAGAAACUAGUGACGCAGUGGUGAGAGUUAGGUACCUUUCUUCGUUCUUAUCCUGAGAAGUCUUUCCCCAGUACUCAGGGGUUCCAGUUUUUCAGCUAUCGCUGGUUAUGUGGCGAUUUAUUUGUUUAAUUCAAUUUUUUUUUUGCGAAGCUGUUGGUGUUAGGCGAGUCACGCUCGCUUCUGUUUGAGUUAAUUAUUGUUGAUUCACAGUGACUGUUUACACGACAUUUACCAGAUGGUAAAUGCAGUUAAUGGAACAUUAAGCCCCAGGGGGGUAGGCUAAGGUAGCCUGCCCCAAUGUAUGCUCUGUUCGAUCUUUAAAGCCUUAUUUAUGAAUGAAAGCUCGCCAAUUUUAAGGUACAAACAAAAGCUGUUCGUGGUUGGAAUCUGACUAGUUUGUCGUAUGUUUGUCAUCACAUUUUCUUAGCAUCGCGCUGAUUGGUCCCUGUUUUCAGGGCCCUAUUCAUAGCUAGACUUUAAUCAUGAUAAGACUAGGUAGCUUAUGGUACAACUGUAUUCAUUGGUCGAGAUUUGAGACACUGUCUAGCUAUAAAGUUCUGCUAUUUCAGACCUGGUCAUUAUUCGUCUAGCUUGCACGAAAGCAAAUAGUUACAGUAAUUUUGCUCUGCACCCUCCCUCCCUAUGGAGGAGUUCUGUUGUGUUAGGUAUCAAUAAAGUUUGGGGGGGUCACUCCUUGUGGUGCGGUUAAGUCUGCGUUGCGACUUCUCCCAAGCUUUUGGCAUUGCUUGUGUCUUGCCAUCUUAUUCAUUUGCCUUAAUCUUGUCCGAUCAAGCCCGUGCGGCGCUGGGGAGAUAAGAAAGGCUCUGCCAAUACCCUUGUCCUACCCCACGGUAGUGGGGCGAUAAGUGAGGCUUGUGUUUUUACUGUGUGCAUAACCUGAAGUCGCUAGAACCUGUCACAGGGCUGUGUUCCCCUUAUUACGCCAUCUUGUAGUAAUUGUCUUAUUUGCCUGCGUGCGCUAUUUAAUUGUGUUACCUUUUCAUGCGUAUCUUAAGCGGAAUAGUGACAUUAAAGUAAUGUAAUAGGAGAGCUUAGUGGGGAAUUCGAGUUAUUCAAGUUCGAGUUCGAGGUUCUACUGUAUAUUAAAACAGCAGUUAAUAUUUACUUAAAACCUUGAACUUAAUUUCCACUUAAUUAUAAUAAUCAUCAACCGUAAACAGGUCUUAAGAUAUGAUCGUCAACCGUCAAACCUACUACCCCACUGAGACCCUCUGUUAUGUGUGAUGUACUUCACUUCUUCACUUACCUUGCUACUUGUUGUCUUAUGUGGCUUACCUUAUCACAUGUUCUCCUUUUUUUCUUUCGUUUUUUCUUUUUCUUUCUUUUUUGGUUUUUUCGUAGAUUCAAUUUUUGGAUGUGAAUCCGUUUAUAUGGGCCAAAAAUGGUACCUAUAAGGCAGCGACCUCAGUAAUUAGCUUAUCAUUCAAGGACGCAUCUGGAAGUCCCAUAACAGUAGAGAAAACUGAAAAGCAAAUUGAAAUCUAUAUUCCCACUGGCAGGGAAAACAAUGAUACCAACAAAGCCGCUGUGCACUUUGUUAACCCGGGAAAUGACAGCAUGAUGUUUCAUUCCUUUGAAAUCAAACACAACGACACUGCUUUUGCCAUUCGAAUAGAACCAGCUAAUGAAACAAUGCUCGCUGUAUAUUUACGUCAUGGGAAAAAACCAAACUUGACACAUUUUGACUUUAUGUUCAUUAUUCCGAAUUUCACGUCUUGCGUACUUCCGGGACAAGAAAACUGCAGCAUUGUGUCCGAUUUUAUGACAUGCGUGGAAACGGAGGACGCGCCAUACAAGGACGAAAACUACACAAGACCGUUUUUGCCUACAAGCUGUGGCCCAGCACCAGAGAAUGAAACGGUAACAGCUCCAUCUCCGGCUCCACCCGAACCCGGAAAAAAAGAGCAAACGUUUGAAUGUCCUGACGUUUGCAAAUAUGAUAACAUUACGUACGAUAAUUGCACUUGUGAUGAGCUCCCCGAUGUGACAUUUCUAUUCAACUCCUCGUUAGAUGAAAACAAUGACAUAUGCAAGGCGUUCAUCGACUUUUCUCUUUGCCCAAACGACACCUUAAUUUGCAAGAACUCUGUGAAUUUAUUAUCUUGCUACGUGUUGCAUCUGGAUCGUUUUAAGAAGUGCCGCAGUAUCCUUAGGACCACACCCGAAUUGUUUUAUGGUAUUUACGCGAAAUGCCUUAAAGAUCCUUUCAGGGUUUUUUUCAACAGUACUGUUGGGAAAGCAGGCAAGUGGUAUGUGGGUAUUGAAUAUUACAUACCUCCAAACGAUACUAAUACUGAGAAAGAGAAGGACAAGAAAGAUAGUUUGGACUUUGGGGAAGGUGAGCCUGAUUGGGAUGGGCUAGAGAAGUUUAAAUUUUGGAGAAGACUCAUAAAGAGAAAUAGAGAGCACAAUGCCAGGAAAUUUUUGGAAGGUAACGUUUUAAGAUGGGCAAAAUGGGCAAGAUGGAGAACAUCUUUUCAAGGCGACGAUGUGUACGACCAAAACUGUAGCUUUUGGUAUUGGGUUCGAAAGUACGAAUGUGGGAAAUUUGUCGACAGAUAUCUAGGUUAUUGGAGGCUAUGGCACGACAAGAAAGACGAUGGUGAUGAUGAUGAAGAAGAAGAUUCGGAUCGUAAACGUAGAUCACUUUCGUCAGAUUCCGAUGAAACCGCGGAGCGACUUUGUGUAGUGGUCGAAGAGAAGCCUCCUCCUUUCAAAAUCGGAGAAACAUUGCGCCUUGUUGAAGAACCGCCAGAGCUAGAUGAGAACGUAUCUGCACUCUAUUCGUUCGAUGUCAGCCUUUACACAUGCCUCUUCUGGGAUGAGACUAAUGAAGAAUGGAGCAAUAGAGGUUGUACGGUACGAUUUGUCCUUUACCGCCUUUUAGCUGUGAAAGUUUGUACUCCCUAAAUCUGCAAUGUGCAUGAGCCACUAAGUUUAUGUUUUCUUACAAUUUUGGCAUUUAUAUGAUGGUUGCUGUUGUUCUUCUUUUUGAAUCAUCAUUGCAACCCGUUAGGGUAGGGGCUACGAUUAGGCUGCUCUCGCUCUUGUUAUAUUUUUCAACACUCGUGGAGGAAUUUUGUUACUCCAUGCAGCCAUUUUAUAUAUCCCCUAUAUCUUAGAUAAUUACAAUUCAUUAUUUUUUAGAGAGCCAAGGGUCGAAGGCCUGGAUUAUCCUAUAUUUAAUAUGAGAAAUAUGUUUAUUCAGUCGCUGACACAGGCGGCUGGGAAGAAAAAAAUUGAGUAAAAAUUCUGAGUGCUCCUAACAGGAAAGAAACCUGUGACCGUUCGGUUACUAUAUGUUUACAGGCUGGUCCAGAAUCUAAUGACAAAAAACUGCAAUGUCUGUGCGAUCAUCUUACAUCAUUUGGUGGCGACUUACUGGUGACACCUAACACAAUUGACUUUGCGGAAGUCGCCCUAGGAUUUGCCAACCUGGGGAAGACUGGUAAUGUAGGCGUCAUUAUAGCCGUGUUCGUGAUCGUUCUUUUGUAUGUUUUGAGCGUGAUUGUUGCCAGGAGAGCAGACAGAAGAGACAAACAGCAGGUAUUACGGAAGAAAGGCAAAUUUUAUCUUUGAAGUUCAAUUAAAAUAGUAAUAAUAUUUAUUGUUUGCUAUUCAUUUGUUUUGCUUUUUUAUCCGUGGGGGCGGUGGGUACUUUACAGAAUUUUAUACGGAGCAGGCUCUUCCCCAAGUUCUUAUUCCUUACCCUGAUAAUAAGGUUUAGAUAUAAUGCGCACUCUGAUAAGUUGAAAAAGCGUGCUUUAUGAGAUAAUAACACGGCGCUUAAGCUGUCCUACCAUCUGCCAAUAGUCUGUGUUGAAAGUUAGAAAGUAAUGCGUUGGAAAUUUAAUGGAUUCUUUAUCAGAAAACAAAUAAAGAAGCCUUGACUGUCCUCUGUGGUCGUAAAGCUCUUAAGAAACGGCUAGAGCACUCGAUCAACAAGUAGGGAGAGACACUCUACUUUCGUGCUCUAGCCGCUACUUGCGUGCCUUACAACAGAACCCAAGGCAGAGAAUAUUCAAGGCUUCUUUAUUUGUUAAAUAUACCAUUUAUGAAACGUAUUAUUAUGAGCUCAUUGGUCCAUAGUGCGAGUUGAUAUAUACUAAUCUAACUGAAGAAUGAAUUGAUUUUUUUCUGGUGUCGUCGAAAGACCAUUUUCUACAUCAGCAAUUCUACUUUCAUAACCAUGUGGUAGAUUACAAAAAAACGUGAGAGUUAAACCUCUCAAUCUUUUGUUGCAGCUGUCUAUUGCAGUGCCCGUCCAUACGAACAAAACUGGUGACCACACUUACGAGAUUACAGUUUAUACAGGGAUGUUCGGAGACUCUGGUACAACAGCACACGUGUCUAUGUACAUUAGCGGUGAAAAGGGUGAGAGCGAAGUAUUACCUCUUCAAGACAGGAGUGGCGCAAAACGCCCUUUUAGUCGUGGCAGUGUCAGCUCCUUUGUAGCAAGGUGAGCAAUCGACUUGUUCUUUAUCCACACAGGGUCUGGAAGGCUAUUCGCGGGAUCCGGGAAUUAGGAAAAGUCAAAAUUUUUCGAGAGGGGACUCGCCAAAACUCUUGGCGGAAGAUGUUGUAUUGGGAAAGAAAACGGUAUCCGGGGUAAAGAUGUCAGCGGUAAGGGUUGUGGGAUUAUCGUGGAAAAGAAGCAGGAUUGCGGGUUCAGGCUCACCUUUCUAGACUCUAUCUAUAGCAGUUGGAGCUGGAAUCCCAAUGGGUGUUAGGCUUUGCUUAAACAUCCAAGGUUAAAUUUGAUAUCACAGUUUACGAACUGACGCAAUCAUGAGCUCACAAAGAGAGCAAAAUCACCACAAACAAAUUAGCCCAGUUUAGUUUGACUUUUUGGCGUCAUUUUAGAAGUGAUUCUCUUUCCUGAUUUCUUGGUGCUUAAAAACACCCCCCGUUAUUUCUUCAAAUCAGAUAAUAUAUAGAUUUAGCCAGGGCUAAAAGCGAGGCUCCCAUUAAUAUAUUUACAAUUUAAAUCAAACAAUAAACUUGUGUUCCACAAUUCAGUUAACUUUAGAGCACAUUCAUGUGACUUUUGAGGGAAAGGCUAAGUGAUUUUAGAGAAAAAUAAUUUGCAAACAGCCCAAUAGUGAACAAAAUCUUACAUCGAGUUGACAGCCUCAUAUGUACACCCAAAAAACAGCAAUCAUCUUCGAUCACAUUUAAGAGCCAUACUAGCUCUUGACCACCGUAAGAUUAAUUAGGCCUGGAAAUUAUAUCAGGCCGAAUUUUAUUGGGUUCGACAAGUUUACUUUACAAAAUCUUGCCAACAAAUCUGGGUGCGUGUAAACCAACCUUUUAUACCAUUUAUACAUCACAUCUGAGAUGAAACAGUACUAUGAGGUACUGUUUUUAUCAUACAGACCUCGGACAGAAAGCCGUAUUUCACAAUUUUGCGACACAAAUUGCAAUCAUUCAAUAUAUUCAGGACGAUCGAAGCACGCGUGGGCUUUUAGCUAAACCGUAAAAAAAAUUUCCAAAAUCACAUAUACGGCCAGCCGGUUCUCACUUUUGCAGUGCGGGCUGUAGCGAAUGUUUGAACGAACAUACUAGAGUUAAGCUCCAACAUAAUAAAAAAAUUAUUAUGUUUAUUUUUUUAUUUAAUUGUUUUAUCGAUGUGUAAUCUUUAAAAGCGUUUGAUACGCGCGGCAUUUUGAGUACUCCUCACUGAACGACUGAAAACAAACGGAACAGCGAUUAAAAUUAAAAGAGAGACUACCAACAAUCAAUAAAAGAAAUAUAAUUCGGUGAAACAUAUACAGACACAACAUUUUUCGUCCACGAAAACAAGUAUUAAAUCCUGAGUCUUCAAGCUUAAAGCUUAAGUUUAUGUUUUAAGCCGGCUUCCCGGUAUUUACUUUUUUCAAAGAUGAACUCGAGGCCAGGACAGGCAAGAAAAUCGCUCAAAGCUUUCUUUUACAGCCAGAAUUAUAACUAAAUGUUCUUUGGAACGUUUUCUUUCUAUUUGCGGUGAAAAAAUGUUUAAAGGCUUUUUAAAGUUCUGUAUGCUUAUAUCAAACCUGAUUCUUGGUCAAAUCAAAUUGUCUCAAAUCUUACAAACGUGCGUAAACUAAAUAGCCGCAUAAACUACGCUCGACUUCAUUAAAUUAGAUAUAAAAAACAAACAUCAAUCACAAUAAUUACUGAGGCUUACCAUUCGAGAUGCAGCUCCUGAAAGGUAUCAAGUAAGGCCAGUAUCGCUUCAGACUUUUCAACCCUUACGCAUCAAGCAAGGUGAAAAACGAAAACGAUGCCAUCCGAAAUCGCAUUUCCGACUUUGACAAGUGAUGUGUUAACUUCUCAACCAAAAAACCAACAAGCCAUGAAUAACAGAAAGUAAAAAAAUAAUAAUUUUAUUUAAGCUCGUUAGCGUGAGGAGUGGUUGCCCAAUCUCCCGAGCCCGGGGCUCAUGUAUUAAACGCUCGAGCAUUCCGGAUCGAGUUGUAAUUUAGAAAUGUUGGUUUUUGCGGAGAGGGGAAAACCGGAGUACCCGGAGAAAAACCUCUCGGAGCAGAGAAGAGAACCAACAACAAACUCAACCCACAUAUGACGUCGAGUCCGGGAAUCGAACCCGGGCCACAUUGGUGGAAGGCGAGUGCUCUCACCACUGCGCCAUCCCUGCUCCCCCAGGAAGACUCCUCAUAACAGAAGACUCCUCAUAACAGCUGAAUUUCAUUUUGUGCAUCCAGUGGGAAAAGACAGUUAAAAACAUCACAAGUUGACACAAAACUCUGUCAGCUUCAGCUGUCAAAGUAAACAAGGUUCAAGAUGAUGCAUAAAUUUUCCGCAUAAGCUCACCUGUCAAAUUUGGACCAAUCAGAGCAUAAAAAAUGGACGUAGAGCGUGACCAACGCGUGACCAUGGUGAGCAAAGUCAAAAGCAACUGUCUUCCCUGCCUGUAAUAGCUGGCCGAAAUUUCGCGUCCGAGGUCAGUUUUAAAUCAAAAUGUUAAUUGCGUGGCACAAAAACAAAACAUCUUUCAUAUGAAUUUAAAAAAAUCAAACUUGAGUCUGCGAUCAUUUGAAAACUAGUAACUUGUCAGCGGAUACCUUCAAAAAAUACUUGACCUCGCUGGGUCAACACCUGUGCCCGCGAUACGGUCAUGUAAUACUGGUCAGCGGAUACCCUGUUUUGACAGCUGUCAAUUGAUCACAACAUUGAUGCCCAAUGGAUGUGUGCAUUAUCAGUUUUCCUGUGCUCUAAAACUAGCUAGAAAGUAUAAGACUGAACAUUGAUCGCGACCUAGUAAAACAACUGGUCAGCGGACAGCUUCCAUUAAAUCACGUCACCUUGAUGAGUUGACACAUGAGCCUUCGAUAUGGCAAUGUGAUACUGGUCCGUGGCUAUCCUGUUUUGACAGCUGUCAAUUGACCAUAUUGUGAAUGGCCAAUAUAAAGGAUGUGCAUUUGCCACGACACGCCUGAGUCACUCCUCCCUUCCUUUUGAUAGUCUCCCCUACCCUACCCGUACAAUCUGUAGACACGUACGUACGUACGUACGUACGCUCGAUCAGUCACGUGACAACCCAACGAAAAGAGGUUGACCAUACUCUAUGAAUAUGGGGCUCUGUCCCACGCGCGCGAGCCCUGCUAUAAUUGACCAAAUCUGGAAGAAUUUUGCUAAAUUUGUUUGUGUUUGCACACUUUACGGACUCUUGUGGACCUAUAGAAAUAUCCUCAGGGCCCUUAAUUUAUCAAAACUGACCGGCCAGAACAUUUUUGUCGUAAAGAGAAUUUAGUUAUUAAUAAGGAAUUUCCAGGCAGCUCAGUCUAUUGACAAAGAGUAUGCGUCGUAUUGAUUGGUUUCUGCAGAAAUUCACGAAAGCCUUUUCGUUUUCAAAAUAGCUGGUCCGGACGUCCAGCGUUUUGACUUUUAAUUUACUUGGCACUAUUCACAGACGCCUUUCGUGCACUGUAAAUCAAAUCCAUUUGUUAAAUUUAAACGACGUUAAUUAGGGUACACACGUUCUCCACAUCUAGUGUGGAUAACAGUACUUAUGCAAUCCGUGGCAUUGCUUUAUUUACCAGUAUUCUUUUUGUCCAGGUUACCGAACUCUCUGGGUCGAUUGAACUAUGUGAAUGUGUGGCACGAUAACUCGGGCUCAAGCCCCUCGUGGAAUCUGCGACAAAUUGUGAUUCGCCACGUUCCAACGAAUAAGAAGUCGUAUUUUAUCUGUAACCGUUGGUUAGCAGUGGAGAAGGACGAUGGAUUGGUUGAAAGGGCGAUCUUCGUUGCCGACCAAAAGCAGAUGACAGGAUUUCAGAACCAAUUUUAUAAUAGGGCUUCCAAGGACAUAGGUAGUAACUGAAACUUAGUGACCUUUAUCAUUUUUUGAUGAAUUGUUAGCCCGCGUAGCAAGCAUUUCUACUUGAGUUCGUCUAUGGAGUUCCUUUGUCUUUUUUCGCUCUCGCAGUCCAAUGUUCGCGCAAAAACUCGAUCGGAAACCCUGGCGCUUUCUACGCAGACUAAUUAACUGUCUCACAGAGUAACUGAUUGUUUUACGUUGUUUGACUGAUCGGUUGACUGAAUGAUUGACUAGUGACUAACUUUUAAGACUAAGUCAUUGUCUAAUUACUGUCUGAUGAACCGACUAAUUGUCGACUGGUUGCGUCUUUCUAUUCAUGUUACUGAAUUGAACUGAGUCCGUGGAGUGAAGUUUGGUCUUAAAUCAGGCGCCUUCGUUUAAAAUCGUACGAGCGCACGGCGCGAGUUAGAUUUGAAAUCACAAGUAUAACGGAAACUGAAAUCCAUUCGAUUCAAUGAUCACUUUAUCGCAUCUGUUUUUAAAUUACAUAAUUCAGUAGCCCAUAAAUAAGAUUUUAGUGGCUAGUAUUAAUAUUUUAUCGAUCCAACAGUCAGUUAAUUGUAAAACAAAAAAAGGGGGGGGAACCCGAAACGUUUCUAAAUCACGUUUUGAGUAUGCAGAACAGAAAUAUUGCGAUUAAGAGAAGAAAUGAGGGAAUUAAUAGCAUACAUUAUUUGAUAUAAAACAGAUGUGAUUUAAAGCAUAGAAGUAUGAUUCGUGAAAAAAAUCACGCUGCUGAGAGUCACUCAGACCGCAGAGAUCUCAAUUGAUUUUAACGUGAAUGUAAUAUAUUGAUAAAUUGGCUGGCUGAAUAUUGGACUUACCAGUAGAAUGAUCGACUAAUUGUCAAAACUGACGACAGAAUAACCACACAACCGACAAUUUGAUUAAGGAUAAACGACUGUUAAGCGGCGACCAAAUGGCGGAUCGGAACGCACCAAUGACACUUAGGCUCUUCAAAGCCAAUAACAUUCCUGCUUAACUGACAGACGACCAGUAACACCCCGACUCAAUUGGCCAAUCAGGUCAACAUGAGUUUAAUACUAUCAACUGACGUGAAACUUUACCCUACGAGCAGAGAUUUCUCUCUUGCAUAACUUUUAGCCUUUAACGAAGUCGUUCGCGUCGCUUGUCAGCCGCGUAAUUGGUUUGUUUUAUUCGCCCCAGGGCGUAAACGCUAAAAGCCAUGCAAGACAGAAACCUCUGCUCGUAGGGUAGGUUUUCUAAACGUCAGUCACUAUCAAUAAUAGUCCUAUUCAGGUUUAACUCACCCGAGCUACUUAUGUAACUUAUUAUUGCUAUUCUUACGCGACCACAGGUGAUGGCCAUUUAUGGUUUUCAGUGUAUACGCGGCCGCCACACAGCUCUUUUACUCGGGUUCAAAGGUUGACCUGCUGCAUCUCUCUGCUCUUUUCUUCUAUGGUGGCUAACGCUAUGUUUUACGAAUUGGGCGAUGCUGAGGAAAGUCUUCGAAUCAAAUUUGGACCUAUCGACUUCACAUGGCAGCAGUUGAUGAUUGGAAUUCAAAGCAGCAUUGUCGUUGUCCCCUUUAACUUGAUGACUAUCACCAUUUUUCGUUUCACUGGACCGAGAAAGCCCUCUGAAAGAGAACAAAAAGCUGGACCCAAAGGGCAAGAAAAAAAGGCGGGAGGUAAUGCAAAACCAAAAGGGUUUACGGUUCUUAUUCGUCUUCCUUCUCUCAGUAGCUACUUAUGGUAG